AUGGAACAUAAAACUUUAAUUCUGAGGCUUGUUAAGGUGGGCAUGUACAUGGUCAUACUUGCGCAGAACACCAGACACGUACAAGGACUGACAUGUAUGGAGUGUACCAAUAUUGACCUUGAUGGGACUUCAGCUGGGAUCUUUGUGAAUCCAUUUCUAAACAUCAUCCCUGGCAUCAGAAAUGAAAACUGUAAGGCACCCACCUCCCAGACAGACAUUGACCUAAUCACGUGUCCAGAAAACCCAGAAACUGGGCAUCAUGUGUAUAGAUGUGGGGCCUACAAGGGGAAAAUCAACAUUGCCAUUGCGGGAGGCAUAUCAAAUAGCUCUCUAAAUAUAAUAGAUCGUCAGUGUGUAUUGAUCUACCAAGGCUUGGAUAGAGGUUGUCACCCGCAGUCCUUUGUCGAAGAAGAUGCGUCCGAUUUUCAGAAAAUAUUUGCAAGUCUUGAAAAUCUAGGAGCUGUGGAGUUCGAAGGAGAUAUCUGUUUGGCUGAAGAUAACGAUGCUACUCCAGCCCCUAACUGUAGCAGCAAUAUGAUAGUUCAGUCCCUAGUCUUUAUCCUCACCACUUGUUUUAUAUGUAUAUUUUUGUCAUAA
Messenger RNA from Ylistrum balloti, 597 nucleotides. RefSeq lists its product as uncharacterized. The transcript has 3 exons. Bases 1 to 597 code for a protein of 198 amino acids. NCBI's taxonomy places the organism in Eukaryota, Metazoa, Mollusca, Bivalvia, Pectinida, Pectinidae. The record is from RefSeq and is a predicted model, not a curated record.